Molecule: messenger RNA, 729 nt
Organism: Drosophila serrata
Lineage: Eukaryota; Metazoa; Arthropoda; Insecta; Diptera; Drosophilidae
Product: protein D3
Source: RefSeq, a predicted model, not a curated record
UAUUCGAAACAGGGUUUCAGGUUGUUUACCUAUACUUAUAUUUCGGCAUUUCAAAUUUAAAUUGAUCAUUUCCUUCUUCCCCAAAAAUGUCCGACGAUACCAUAUGUUUCUCAGAUCACAAAAUCGUACCGGAUGUAUUGCAAUCAUGUCCCUACAAGAUGCUUAAGGUGACAUAUAGCGGUGGUCAAAGGGUGGAUAUGGGCAGAGAACUAACGCCCACACAGGUAAAACAACAGCCAACGGUUGAGUGGGAAGCGGAUCCGAAUACACUCUACACACUGAUCCUUACGGAUCCGGAUGCUCCCAGUCGCAAGGAUCCAAAGUAUAGGGAGUGGCACCACUGGCUGGUGGUCAAUAUUCCGGGAAACAAUAUCGAAGAGGGCCAAGUCUUGACCGCCUACGUUGGCGCUGGUCCCCCGGAGGGCACUGGACUUCAUCGUUAUGUCUUCUUGGUCUUCAAACAGAACCAACAGCUGAAUUGCAAUGAGCCGCGUAUUCCGAAGACAAGCGGUGACAAGCGAUCCAACUUUAGUACGGCUAAAUUCAUUACCAAAUACAAGCUGGGAAAUCCCAUUGCCGGAAACUUCUUCCAGGCCCAGUGGGACGAUUAUGUGCCGCAGUUGUACAAGCAGCUCUCUGGCAAAAAAUAGGAGGGAAUGUAUCAAGCUUAUAUUCUUAUCAACGGAUUUGGAAAUAUUGAAUUUGUUUUCCAAAAUUUUGCUGCUGAAU